CCCUUCCUUCAUAUAUACGAAUAUAUACAUACAUAUAUAGGCCCUCGCAGUCACCGUUACUCGAUUUCUCGACUGUGAUUUUUGCCCUAAUAUAGGGUACUUGUAGAGAAGUCGAUCGAUCUCGUUUUUUUGCGCGGGAUUCAUAGGGUUUCAGCUGCAUUUUGUUGGAACAUCGCGUGAAAAUAAAUUGUUAUAUUUUCUACAUAAGAGUGUAGAAGAGAAUGAGUCGGAGCUUAGGGAUUCCGGUGAAGCUGCUGCACGAGGCGUCUGGGCACGUAGUGACGGUGGAGCUGAAGAGUGGCGAGCUCUACCGCGGAAGUAUGAUCGAGUGCGAGGACAACUGGAAUUGCCAGCUCGAAAACAUCACUUACACUGCCAAGGAUGGAAAGGUCUCACAACUCGAGCAUGUUUUCAUUAGAGGCAGCAAAGUCAGGUUCAUGGUCAUCCCCGAUAUGCUUAAGAAUGCUCCCAUGUUCAAGCGUUUGGAAGCUAGAAUUAAGGGUAAGGGUUCAUCACUUGGAGUAGGACGUGGACGUGCUGUUGCAAUGCGAGCUAGAGCUCAGGCUGCUGGUCGAGGAGCACCUCCCGGUAGAGGUUCUGCACCGCCAGUGCGAAGGUGAUCAUAUUCGGGCAAUUUGUGUUUAAUGCUGCUGUGAAGUGGGCGUAUCCAUCUAUACUUGGUUUUUUGUUUUUAGUUUCCCUUGUGAGAAUUAACUUGCUAUGGCUUAGAUAGUUGAGAAUUAACUCGUUGUUCGAUUUACUGUAAUUGUGGUUUUGUAGUAAUGGUUUGGAUUGCUGGAAUGUGCAGUUUAUGACUCUCUCUCUGCCUUACAACUUUUUGAAUGCAUUGAAUUCUUGUUUAA
Molecule: messenger RNA, 863 nt
Organism: Salvia miltiorrhiza (redroot sage)
Lineage: Eukaryota; Viridiplantae; Streptophyta; Magnoliopsida; Lamiales; Lamiaceae
Product: small nuclear ribonucleoprotein SmD3b-like
Exons: 5
Coding region: 222-620 (132 amino acids)
Biological process (GO): RNA processing; spliceosomal snRNP assembly
Cellular component (GO): U4 snRNP; U5 snRNP; pICln-Sm protein complex
Molecular function (GO): RNA binding
Source: RefSeq, a predicted model, not a curated record